This is a messenger RNA of Acanthoscelides obtectus, 7028 nucleotides long. Lineage: Eukaryota; Metazoa; Arthropoda; Insecta; Coleoptera; Chrysomelidae. The record is from the annotation of a GenBank genome assembly.
GGCAACAUAAACAGCCGCCUUUUUCAAAGGCAGGUUGGCGUUGGGGUGACGGUGACACUCCAAUCGCAACUACGCAAAAACCACAAAACUAGUACAAAUAAUUUAUGGAAUUGCUAAAAAUACGUAAACAAAAAUAAUAUGAUUACCAAACACAACAGCUUUCAUCAAAAAUUAUAAACUGCGAUGGUGGCCUUGGAAACAAAUGAAAAUAAUCUGUCAACUGCCAGAAGGCGAUCAAAAGUGGUUUUGUCAUAAUUUUUGAGUCCAUCUUGUUGGCGCUCUUGUGCAUUCAAAAAUUAUGUUCGUUUGCUGUGCGCAAUAAUCGUUUUGAAGAAAUUUUCGUGUUGCGUGGAGCUGUACUUGAGAAAAAACAUUAUUACCCUGAAUCAAAUUUUGUGUAAAAUGGGAAUCAUAACAGAAAAAAUCGAUGAGUUCCUGUUCCAGAUAGAGGAGGAAUUCAGUAAAGCGGGGACAUCGUUUAACGUUCUCUCCGAAUGGUAUAAGAGACUCAAACAUAUUUUUAUGAAAGCUAGAAACCAAAAAUACUACCAUGACCUCAUGGAAUGCGUAGUCAAAUACAUUGAGUUAGUUGUUGUCAAUUUUUCUUUACUUUCACACAAGAAACAAAUAACUCAUAGCAAGAACUUCUUCCAAAAAGUCGAGGCAUUGAUAGAGCAUGACCACAAAGCUGCGUUUCUCAAAAAUGUGUCAGAGAAGAUCUUUGAAAUUGUAACUGAGUUUGAUGGUUACCAAGGCUGGGCAGUCAUUAAAGAGCUCUUGAAAAUGUAUUAUAAUGUCAUAAAGGAUACUUCCAUUGAGCUAAGGAGCGACGCUGUGGAUCAACUAGCAAAGAUGUGGAUGUAUAAAUUAACAGAUAGCAUCAGUAUACACAGCGACUAUGAUAUGCAGGUUUUAAUAAUUGAAGUUAUAAUUUUAUUAUAUGGAAAAGGUAAUCUGAACAGGCAAAUUGGUGAUUUGAUACCAGAGUCUCAAGAACUGAGUGAACAUUUCAUUGGAAUAGACCCAGACAAUUUUGAUAGAGAUGUCAGGGUCUUCCUAAACAGACUAAACCAAAAUCCAACAUCGAGUGUAUUCUCUAUUGUGUGUGACAGUGUUCAACUAGGUGAUGACUAUGUUUGUAUAACACCUUUCAAUAGCAUGCAAGGAUUGUGGGUAGACUUCAAUAUGAACAAUUGUGUAAUAUCCUGGUAUUGUGGUGUUGGCACCUUUGAUGUUAUAGAAGAGGACAACAGCAGAGCUAUAGAACUGAUCAGCAUUUUGGGCGAAAAUAUUAGCAGAUUUCACAUUUCUGUCUCUCCUAAUGAUCUAAUAACAAUAAAGUUUGAAUUACAACAUCCCCCUCUGAAUCUACAAGAAAAAUAUAAACUUAUGGUGAAAAAUUGCAACAAAUGCUCUUUUACGCUGAAAAAUUCUGAUGGUGCUCAGAAACUUUUGACACAAGUUUUACCAAAAGUGUUAAAAUAUACUGGCCGGUCCAGCACAGAUGCUGACAUUGUAGAGGGCAAACUAUCGUCUGCUGGAGAUGAGACUUUAAAUAUAUCAAUUCCUGAUACUGACAUUUUGGAUAGGUCAAUCCUUUUCUGGGACAGAACAAUAAACACUUCCUCCUGCACCUUUGAAGCUAUUUCGGUGUCUUCCGGGUCACAUCAUUCAAAAAAAUCCCGUCCAGGUGACGAAAAUUUAGCCAACGCUGGCCGUCAAUCAAAACGAGCGGCUUCUGGGAGAAAGUCGCCCUCGAAUGUCAACUUUAAGAAGUCGAGACAGGCUCAAGCGUUGACAGUGAUUUUUGAAGAACCAACUACACAGCCUGGAGUCAGGCCUAACAGUCAAGAAGCUGACGAAGUCGCGCUAGUUCAGAAUGGAAGUGAGGCUUUUUAUACUGCAGCUGAAGAAAUUCCCGCGACAUUGGAGUUUGAUUCUGUGCAUAUUAUUGACGAUGAUGUCAUUUCACAGACACAGGAAGAGCAGAAAGAAAACCAAUAUCCGAUGAAACCAUCAGGGCAUGGACAUAAAUUAGGAAUACCAUUAAAAGAGCUCAACUUUUACUCAGAAGCAAACGUCAGCGGCACCGAGUCUGAGGAAGACAUCAAAGUCUCAGCAUCAGAUCUAUUUUCCCGCACUGAGCAAUGUACGAAACCUGGUGCUCCUGUAGUACCCGAUGUGAAGCUAACUUCAAAGGAGGAAAGAGCGCCUAGGGUAUCGGAAUCGGUAGAGGUGCCGAUCCUGGAUGAAUGUACCAGAAUUCAAACGUCUGAGUCCAUCGAGGAAUGCGCUUUGGAUGGGCGAAGACGCGAUAUGAUCGUCAAUUUAAUAACCAGCGAGUCUGAAGGAAGCACUGUUCCACAGAAGAAUAAAAAGAAAUCAAAAAAAAUUAAUUCCACUAAAUCCGCCGCUCCAGAACUAUCAUCUGAUGAUGAAAAUUUUGUGACGCAGUAUAAAGAACCUAAUAGAAUACUAGGCAAGGUUCCAGGUACUGUUGAUACCGUCAAAAAACCAAGACAGAGAAAACCUAGCAAGACUAAAAUCGAAAAUAUCAAUCGAGAUAGUGAGAUCAUUAGAUUGAAUUAUUCUGCUUCAAUAGAAGGUACACGUAAUACUGUCGACAGGAUUGCUAGUGAUACGGAAGGUCCCUCAGUUAUACCUAACAGACAUUCGAAGAUGCUUUUACCCCUAGAAUCAUCUGGUGAUGACAGUAUAAUAGCAUUAAGUUCUAGUGCCCAGCCAGAAAAACAAAACCAAAGGCUACACCGAGUGAUUUCAUGUGGCGCUGAAACUGUAAUUGCUGAAAAAUCUUUGGAAUUGGGAUCCAGUACCAAAAACGAGUGCAGUUUCAACAAAGAAGUCGGAGAAGGAACUCCAAAGACUUCGCAAGAGGUUGGAAUGCUCAUAGAAGAUGUCCCUAGUCAACUAGUAAUUUCUAGUGAUGCCCAAAAAGUAGUGGAGGCAAAAUCUAAUACAACCCCACAAGUUGCUAAUAUCAGUCUUGAAAAAAGAAAGGAAAAACAAAGAAUUUCACUAGAAAAGGAUACAAGUGGCGUUGAUGCAUUCUCAGGUGAUGAAAUACCAAAACCGCUUACAAAAUUAUCGUCGUCUCGUGCUGAUAGUAUCAUUGCUGGGAGAUCCAGUCUUCCUCUUCAAAAAAGAAAGAAACAGAGAUCUAAGAAGAAGCGAGUACCUGCUGAAACUGUAAUUGCUGAAAAAUCUUUGAAAUCGGGAUCCAUUGCCAAAAACGAGAGCAGUUUCAACAAAGAAGUCGGAGGAGGAACUCCAAGGACUUCGAAAGAGUUUGGAAUUGUCAUGGAAGAUGUCCCUAGUCAACUAGUAAUUUCUGGUGAUGCCCAAAAAGUACUGGAGGCAAAAUCAAGACAGAGAAAACCUAGCAAGACUAAAAUCAAAAAUAUUGAUCGAGGUAGAGAUAUCAUUAGAUUGAAUUCUUCUGCCUCAAUACGUCAUACUGUGGACAGGAUUGCUAGUGAUACGGAAGAUCCCUCAGUUAUACCUAAUAGACAUUCGAAGAUGCUUUUACCCCUAGAGUCAUCUGGUGAUAACGGUAUAAUAGCAUUAAGUUCUACUGCCCACUCAGAAAAACAAAACCAAAGGCUACACCGAGUGAUUUCAUGUGACGCUGAAACUGUAAUUGCUGAAAAAUAUUUGGAAUCGGGACGCAUUUCGAAAAACGAGGGCAGUUUCAACAACGAAGCUGGAAAAGGGACUCCAGGGAUUUCGACAGAGGUUGAAACGGUCAUGGAAGAUGUCCCUAGUCAACUAGUAAUUUCUCGUGAUGCCCAAAAAGUAGUGGGGGCAAAAUGUAAUACAACCCCCCAAGUUGCUAAUAUCAGUCUUGAAAAAAGCAAGGAAAAACAAGGACCUUUACUACAAAAGGAUACAAGUGACGUUAAUGCAUUCUCAGAUGAUGAAAUGCCAAAACCACUUACAAAAUCGUCGUCUCGUGAUGAUACUAUCAUUGCUGGGAUGUCUAGUCUUCCUCUUCAAAAAAGAAAGAAACGGAGAUCUAAGAAGAAGCGAGUACCUGCUAAAAAAAACAAACUCACAAACAGGAAGAUGUCUUCUAGCAGUGACAGUACGAUUUUUGCUAGAAGGAAGAAGACUUUACGCAAACUCGACUCGUCACAAAAAUCAGAAGCUUUAGAUAUAGAGAUGGGUUCAAAAACCAGACGCCUGAAACCUCAACAAGACUAUAUUUUUGAAGAAUUAGCAAAGUUACAUGGAACGUCGCAACAAAAUGAAGCGUCGCAAAGGUCUACUCACAGGACAUUUUUACAAGACAGUGUUGUUGAAGAACUAGGUAAUAACAAUGCAGAAAUCCAGCAAUUUGAACAUGAAACAGAUUUCGCUGAAUCAUCUGUAAAAUCGAAAACAUUGGUGGAUGAACUGCCUGAACUAUCCCAAGAUUUGGAAGAAGUGCCCUCUAAAGAGGUUAAAAGAUCGCAUUGCGAUAAAGAAGGUGAUAAACUAGCAACUGACUUAGACGAACCAAUAUGUGCUAAAAUACAAGAUGAGAAACAUGAAUUUGCGGUUGAAUAUUCGUUAGAAAAAAGUGGUAUCAGAAAGGGAAGAAAAAGAGAAGAGUGCCAAAGUACUCAACAAAUCAAACAUGCUAAAAAACAUACCAGUGAUGCAAAAUCACAUGCAGGAAGUAAGAUUGUAAUACUGUCGAAUGUCACUUUAGUUAAAGGCAGGAGUAGUUAUCAACAGGAAUCGAUUUUGGGAAAAAGUGUCCAUGUCGAGACUGGUGUGGAUAAUGAAGACAUUAUAUUAGGUACGCCGUUAAAAAGUUCUUCUAAGAUGGAAACUCGAAGUAAAUCUAAAAUCUACAAGACUUUAAAGACGAUAGAAUCUGUAAAAUAUGUUGAAUCCGCAAAACCAGCUUGUGAAGAUGUCGACGUUAACCAUGAAGGUGUUGCGGGUAUCAGAGAUGAUGCAGAAACAGGUACAUCUGACAAUCACCACCAUGAAAGUUUGAAUGUUACAAUAACAACAGAGAGCGCUGUUCGGAAAAACAUGCCUAAAGACCAAAUAUUUGGGCAAGAUAUUGAUAAAAGUGAACUAAAUGCUAGUAGCCAUACUGCAACUGAAAAACAGAUUGUUGAUAUUCAAGCAGAUAAAAACGAGGAUUCCGAACAAAUUGAUGCAGGUACUGAGAAUAAAGAAAUAUGUGGUACUCAAAAAGUAACAGCAAAGCACAAUGUUAAGGGUAUUAAAAGGAGCCAUGUCAGGCUGCAGCAUUCGAAUGUUGAUGACAUAUUAGAAGUCUUUACUGAUGAAGUAAACUAUCAUCAGGAAUCAAAUAUAGAUGUUGAGCACAAUUCUGCAACCCAGAAGAGCCACAUAAGUGCUAAAGGAAAAAGCGUUCAAAGCAUGGCAAAUAUAAACGCGCAUAAACAUGCAAACCAGAGUGAAAUCUUGUCGACACAUCGUGCUGAAGAGGCUAAUGAGGAAAAUGCGUCUAAAAUUAGAAAGAACACUGAAGGUGCUGAACCCAUGGAUGCUAAUAAAACUCGAGAAAACAGUACUACAGUAAAACGCAUUGAACGGGACUUUGAUUGCAGAAGCGAAUAUACCAACACUAGCAGCACUAUUUCCAGAAAAAGAACUAGGAAACUUCUCGAUGAGUCGAUAACCUGGCAUAAUGUGCCUCAGCUGAACGAGAACCUUGAACGUACAAGAAUCACUGAAAGAUCCGUUGAGAAAAAAAUCGACGUCCCUAAACCUGCAGCUUCCUCUUUUAAGGAAAAAAACUGGAAAAAUCUUACUGUGAAUAUACAUCGUCAACCUCAAGAAGACGAAUCUCCCUUUAUAUCCGCAAGGAAUUUGUUUCAAGAUAGUAAACGCAAGAAUAACGAGUUACAAAUGCGUUCGGCGAAAAAAGUUAGAUUCGAGAAUAAUAUGCAGAGUGAUAAGAGCAGGUCUGUUCCGAGAUUAGGACAUUCAAGAGAAUCAGCUUGUUUUCGCGUCUUUGGCGAAUUGCUGGAGAGUGAGCGGCAUAAGUUAUUUUCGGAUAAAUCCGAAAAUGAGUCGAAAAGGACUAGAAAUCGUACGUACCGUAAAAAAGAACGAGCCCCACCUAAAAACACGCCUCGUCGACCCAGGAAGAAACUGGAUACAGUUAUGAGGGCAGAGAAAGUAUAUAGCCCAUCUGGUGUUUCGUCAAAACGACGUAAGACGCAAGAAAUCGAUAAUGGCAACAUAACUCCAGUCGAAUUUGAUGUGGCGUCCUCUGAAAUUGCACCUGUUAGAAGUUUGCUGGACGAAGAAGACAAUGCCUUUGUUCAUGAUCAUACGCAUAAGGAGAUUGAUGGCUACAUUUCAGAGAUUAUCGAGGCUCCAGAAUGGGUAGCCGAUGCCAUUCAAGGUGGAGAAAGGAAGCAACUUAGAUCAAGCGAUUUUCAAGGGAAAUAUUUGCUGAUGUUUUUCUAUCCUUCUGAUUUUGGCUAUACAGUGGCAGCCCCAGAAGAGCUCGAGGAGCUUUCAGCGCAUAUCGAAACUUUCAAAUCAUUGAAUGUGGAGGUGGUAGGGUGCUGCACCACUGACGAGAAUGUUCACAUGGAAUUUCUGGCCAGGAAGCCAAACAUCGUCGUUCCUCUGAUUGCCGACUGCAAAAUGAAAGUGUCUAUGGCUUUCAGAAUGUAUGUGACCGAGUGGGGACAUAAUUUCAGGGCUGCAAUAUUCAUAGAUCCCAAAGGUAAGAUCCAAUGGCGGUUCAUUCUACAUAAUGACGACUGCACUGUACCAGUGGAUAUACUGCUUGGUUUGGUUAAAAAACACGUUUUAAUGCACCCUUUAAAUAUAUAAAGCUUUGUUUUUGUGUAAUUAAUUUAGUUUUGUAUUUAAUUGGUAUUCAAAUAUAUUAAUGUUAUUGUUGUUUGCAUACAAGUUUUAAAGUUUGUUAUGUAAGUCAAUUUAUUUGAGAUGUUCAAAGUUAUAAUGUAUUCCUUAGUAUGUAAGUGUUACAUUAUUGUUCAAUAGAUUGAUGAAUGAAUAAUUUA